Molecule: messenger RNA, 5171 nt
Organism: Mercenaria mercenaria
Lineage: Eukaryota; Metazoa; Mollusca; Bivalvia; Venerida; Veneridae
Product: cartilage matrix protein-like
Exons: 9
Coding region: 312-2390 (692 amino acids)
Source: RefSeq, a predicted model, not a curated record
GUGUACCAAAUGCAGGCGAUUAUAUUUGGGCGGAUAUAAAAGGGUUUACAUACAGUGAUUGUUAUUUAUAAUUAAUGCACUUCCGAAUUCAUUACGUAAACAGUGAAAUGAACUAAUUACCAUUAUGCAACAAAAUUGGAAGUAACAUAGAAUAAAAGUGCGAUGUAGUGACAUUUCAUACACUAUUCACCUGAAGGCUGUAACACUGUUGGAUAUAAGCUAGUGUUAAGGGAGAUACUGCACUUGUAUAUAAAUCAGUUAAAGUGUGUAUUUCGUUGUUGUUAAAAGGUGUGUCCUAAAAUAGACGAAUCAUGCUGAAAGAAAUACUUUUUUCAUUGAUAUAUAUGACUUGGAGUGCUUGUUCUUUUCUGACGAAAAUAAGAAUAAAGCCGGCUUCUCAGGUGCACGCGGUGAGCUCACAGCACGUGCAACAGUCUGCGGCAUGCCACACCAAAGCCUUUGAUAUCGUGUUUGCCAUUGAUACAUCAAGCAGUAUCUGGAAACCAGACUUUGCUCUCGAACUUAAAUUCAUUAAAGACAUUUCUCAACAGUUUGAUAUUGGGCUCAGGCAUGAUCAGACUAGGAUUGGGGUUGUAUCGUUUGCUGAUCAUUACUAUCUCCAGUUUCAUUUAUGGCAAAACAACCGUCAUGACCUUGUAGAGAGAGCAUUAAACCGCAUUCGUCACAGAGCUGGCAAGAAAACGAACACGGCAUCCGCAAUAAAGUACAUGGUAAAUACAAUGUUUACUCCGAGGUAUGGUAGUAGGAGGAACGCAGUCCACGUAGCGGUAAUUAUUACAGACGGGAAGUCACAAGACCGGAGGAAGACUAUACAAACAGCUGCACUUGCGCGAAAAGCUGGAAUCCACGUGUUUGCAAUUGGUGUUGGCGAUCGUGUUGAUUACAGAGAGCUUGAGGAGACAGCUAGUAGACCAACGGAAGAAUAUGUAUUUGAAGUAGACGAUUUCGAGUCGCUAGAUAACAUGAAAUACAUUCUGUCUAACAAGACUUGCACAGGACCAGCAACAGAUUCACCUCUGGUUGGGCGUCGUAGAGUGUCGGGGUUAGGAUUAAGACCAAAUUUUAAUCUACCAAGACAUGAAAGAAUCCAGUCGCUUACAAGAACUCCCGCUAGAACUAGACUGACUACUACAACACAAUCGAUGAAGGACGUCACUAUACCUAUACCAGAUAUACAGGCAGACAUAGACCCAAGGCUAAAUGUUACAAAUUGUGGAGGUAAACCAGCGGACAUAUAUUUUGCACUUGAUGCUUCAAACAGCAUUUGGCCAGAGGACUUCAAGAAGCAGCUGACCUUUGUUCGAGACCUUAUCACUUUAUUUGACGUCUCACAAACGAAAACGAGAGUUGGUCUUGUCACUUUUAGUGACAGGGUGAAGCCCAUCUUUGACUUAAAUACAUUACAGAUCAAAGAAAAUCUGUUUAAACAAAUGGAAAAUGUGACGUUUAUGAGUGGGAGAACAAAGACAGCUGAUGCUUUAAAGUUUGUGCAUGAGCAGGGGUUCUCUCCUGACGUGGCUCGACCAGAAGUCGCACAUAUCAUGUUUGUGUUCACAGACGGUAUUUCAAAAAGACCACACGAGACUGCAAGAGAAGCUGAGCUAGCGAAGAGAGAUGGAAUUUACAUGUUUUCAAUUGGUAUAGGAAUGAGCGUUGAAAAAACAGAAUUACGGGACAUUGCAAGUGACCCAGACGACGAUUUUGUGUUCCACGUCAGCAACUUUAGUGUACUUGACACAAUUCGAAAUAUCCUUGCAAUAAAAACAUGCGCAAUACAGCCAGAGGAUUUUGUCUCAGAUCAGAAGGAAAUAGAAUGCAAUGUGAAUGUACCAACCGAUCUUAUGUUCGUUUAUGACUCGGCACAGCUCGGCAUCCCCCGUACACGGAAAAUUACGAAGUUUGUAUAUGACGUUACAGCUGCUUUGAACAUGGACAACCAUAAUCUAAAAGUAGGCCGACUUUUAGAGAACUGUCUUUCCGGGGCGGACACAUACCUUUCAUCACAGAAACCUUCUAUGGACUUUGAUGGUAUUGACUUUCCCGAUUUCCGAAGAAUGAUCAGGAAAUUAGCUAGUCAAGGCUUUGCUGAGCCGUACGGUGCUAGGCGUUACGCCAAAAAAGUUGCUGUUUUGUUUCUCGAUGAUAAUAUGGAAAAUCUGAAGCAAGCUUCAGAAGAAAUAGCUCGCCUUCAUGAGACACACACUAUGGUGAUCACUAUCGGUGACUCGGACAUGUAUACGGCCAUGUCGUUUUCGUCACGACCGGCAAAUGACUACAUCGUACACGUACCGUCUUACAAAUAUUUGCAUACAGCAAAAUCUACACUUUUGCAGAAACUGUGUAAGGUAUUUGUAAAGGAAAAACAUUAAAUAGAUGCACACUUAGCAUAUGAAUAUAAAUUUUCAUGUUCCUAGCUAAAAUGUGACAUUCUGUUUAUAACUGUGAUAAUUAUGAUACAUUGUAUAUAGGGCAGUACAUGUACAUAAAAUUAUAAAAAAGUGGACAUUCUUUUAAAUAUGUGGGUGAAAUGAUAAUAUAUGAUAUGAAGAGAAGUAUGCGGAUUUUUAGCUCGACUAUUCAUAGAAUAGUGAGCUAUUGCACUCGCCCAUGCGUCGGCGUCGGCGUCGGCGUCGGCGUCGGCGUCUGCGUCCGCGUCCGCGUCCCGAUUUUGGUUAAGGUUUUGUAUGUAAGCUGGUAUCUCAGUAACCACUUGUGGGAAUGGAUUGAAACUUCACACACUUAUUCACUGUGACAAACUGACUUACAUUGCACAGGUUCCAUAACUCUAUUUUGCUUUUUUACAAAAUUAUGCCCCUUUUUCGACUUAGAAAUUUUUGGUUAAGGUUUUGUAUGUAAGCUGGUAACUCAGUAACCACUUAUGGGAAUGGAUUGAAACUUCACACACUUAUUCACUGUGAUGAACUGAUCUACAUUGCACAGGUUCCAUAACUCUAUUUUGCUUUUUUACAAAAUUAUGCCCCUUUUUCGACUUAAAAAUUUUUGGUUAAGGUUUUGUAUGUAAGCUGGUAUCUCAGUACUUACUAAUGGGAAUGGAUUGAAACUUCACAUACUUGUUCACUAUCAUGAUCUGACAUGCACUAAGCAAGUCCCAUAACUCUACUCUCUUUUUUUUUUCAAAAUUAUGCCCUUUUUCGACUUAGCAGUUUUUGGUUAAAUUUUUGUAUGUAAUCUGAUAUCUCAGUAUCCACUAAUUAGAAUGGAUUGAAACUUCACACACUUGUUCACUGUCAUGAUCUAACAUGCACUGUGAAGGUCCCAUAACUCUACUUGGCAUUUUUACAAAAUUAUGCCCCUUUGACUUAGCAGUUUUUUGUUAAGUUUUUGUAUGUAAGCUGGUAUCUCAGUAUCCACAAAUUGGAAAGGAUUGAAACUUCACACACUUGUUCACUGUCAUGAUAUGACAUGCAGUACAGAGGUUCAAUACCUCUACUUUGCAUUUUACAAAAUUAUGCCCCUUUUUCAACUUUUGUAUUCAUUCAAUUGACAAGGCUGUUGAAUAGUCGAGCGUUGCUGUCCUCCGACAGCUCUUGUUUUUUAUAUUUCGCAGUUGCAUGGCAACUGUAUGCGCAGUAUUGCAUUGUACAUCUUUAAUUUGUAUUUAUAUUGUAUGUCUUAAAGUUUGUUUUAUGAAUUGGUGAUAUAUCUUUUACAAUUGACUCACUUUGUUUCUUAAUCAUGGAUAGACAUCGACUUCGAUAAACAUGAAUAUACUGCUUUUUUGCCUUACAGGGAAGGCACAAUCGGUGUGGAAUAAAUAUACAAGUGAAAUGUCUAAAAUGAAACAAAAAUGCCAAGCUAAUUAUCGUGACCACCGCUGUUUCUUGCGAAAGAAUGCAGCAAAAUUUGAAAUUAGAACAACAAAUCUUUGCAAGAAAAGCUGUCGGGUCUCGAAAGUCUACGAACGUACAUAAAACAUAUUGCAUUGCUUUGAUAUUUUCAUAGAUUGAGUUGCUUGCGAAACAUUAUAGUAUUUGGUAAUUAAAUGGUAAAAUUGGUUACAUAUUAAAUAAAUUCAAGAUAUUUAUAGGUUGUUUAUAAUUACGAAAUUUGUAUCGAGAAAUAUAGAACAAGUUCUAUUUACACAUAAUAAAACGAUUAUUAGUUUUGCAACCGGAAAAAAAUCUGCAAAAUGAUGUUGCAUACCUAAAGUCGCGUUUCCACUGCAGAACUCGUUCAUACGGGUCUAAUAACCUACAACUAUCGUCACGUCGAGGUAAUAUCACCGCUGAGUCUAACAAACGUUUUUAUUAAUUUUGUUGUUAAUGGAAGCAUAGAAUGCAUUCAAGAAAAAUAAUGGUAAAUCAGCUGGAUUGAGUUCUUGCGUGAUAAUGAAAUCUACUUCUAGAAUGUUUCAGUACAUGCAUGUAAAUAUAAUGUAAGUAUCGCAUUGUUUCGACACUGUGGCAAUGUAAAACGUAUAGGUAGGCUGUAUUUUCAGAAUAUUAUUUCCCAUGAAAAACAGUAUUAUACAUAUUCUAUUAAAUCGAAAACUAAAGACGACUUGUUGAAAGUUUUAUCAGUUAACAUGGCACCUACUAAAUUUUGUUUUCAUAACUGAACAAAAAAUAUAAAAUAAUAACACAGCUCAAAACAUAUACCAGCCCAUAAAGAAAUGUUUAUUUUUACCACAAACCCUCUGUGAUAUUUUAGAGAUAUGAUAUUUUGGGAGCAUUGCUGGCAGUUAAACCUAUGUCAACUCAUUUCAUGAUUAUAUAACCACACUAUAGGAGCUUUUCCUUAAAUAUGACAUCAUAUUUCUGAGGUAUAAAAUGAGAUAUACGUAUUAGAUACAAAAUAAUGGAUAUAUUUGAGGAAGCUUGUAUGUGAUCUGUUAGAUAACCUAAAACGUUUAUUACUAACAUUUAGCCUGUCUAAUGCUAUGCGUCCUAUGGUCACCGAGAGAAAUAAUCUAGGAGUAGCACUGGUUUCAAUGUAAUGUCCAGUAUUAUUCCAAGAAGAUAUAUCUAUAAUACUCAUAGAAAACUGGGAAUAUAUAUGAAUACAGUGCUGAAUGUUCUGAUCGUUUUUGUACAGUAUACCAGUGUUUAUAUGCAUUUAUCCAUGGCUUUAUUUUGUUGUUAUAUUUAUGAUAUUGUAAUUAAAGUUUAUUAAAUAAAUAAAAUUGAAAA